AUGUACCCAUCCCAGACGAUUUGCCGUCGCAAGAGCUGCACCAGACUGGACGCCGAGUGGAGCUGCGGGCUGCCGCACGCCAUGGAGGUGAGCAGCGUCACAAUCGAGGACCUGGACGAGUACAUCGACGCCGCCGACAAGCAGCAGGGCGUCGUGACGGCGGACGCGUGGGCGACGGACAUCACCGCGUCCGACUCGGACUGCGGCAGCGUCGUCCAGAGCCCGUCCGAGUUCGACGAUGCGCCGUUCGCCGUGCACGCGCGCGAGAUCCGCAAGAUGUGGGCCGAGCCGGACGCCAGCGACGUCCAAGUACGCGGCAAAACGUACAUGGACGAUCAGGUGAAGGUGCCCGCUGGAAAGGCUAUUGGCAAGCUGCUGCACGUGGAUCUGUGGAAGUUCGACACGCCCGAGGAGCGCCACCAUGUCGCCAUGAAGGAGGAGGCGCGGCCGAACAGUGUAUUGGUCUACUGCCGCGAAAAGUUCCCCGACUCGCUCGUGUUCAUGGUGAACAUUGAGCUUCCGAACGCCGACAACUUGAGUCUGGUGUUCUACUGGCUGCUGCCGCCGGCACCGGAGAACCCCGAGGAGGAUGAAAGUGCUGCAGCCUUCCACCGUCUGCUGGACAAGUUCUGCGAUGAAGGAGACGACGAGUACCGCAACAACCGCUUCAAGCUCAUCCCGAACUUGGUGGACGGUCCGUGGAUCCUUCAGACGCUCGUGCCCAACCGCCCCGCGCUUACGGGCACGAAGCUGACGCAGCACUACUUCCGACGCAGCAACUACUUCGAGCUGGACUUGGAUGUGGCCUCCAGCACCACGGCACAGUACAUCGGAGCAAUGUGUCAGAGCUGGGCGACCUACCUGCAGAUGCACCUCUUCAUCACCCUUCAAGGCGAGACCGAGGACGAGCUACAGGAGCGGAUCCUUGGAGGCGUCGACGUCUCGUAUUUAAAUCUCGAGCUCGCGACGGAAUUCAGUUAGGACAGCGUGCGCAUUUAGGAUAUGCGUGCUGCUGAGGAGUUAGAGGCAAUGAGUAGCUGUACACAACGUUGACCGGCAUGUUU
Messenger RNA from Phytophthora sojae, 1064 nucleotides. RefSeq lists its product as hypothetical. The coding region runs from base 1 to 981 and encodes 326 amino acids. The transcript is spliced from 2 exons. Lineage: Eukaryota; Oomycota; Peronosporomycetes; Peronosporales; Peronosporaceae. The record is from RefSeq and is a predicted model, not a curated record.